Messenger RNA from Astyanax mexicanus (Mexican tetra), 2820 nucleotides. It is a transcript of the gene ihha, whose product is annotated as Indian hedgehog signaling molecule a. The coding region runs from base 91 to 1332 and encodes 413 amino acids. The transcript is spliced from 3 exons. The record is from RefSeq and is a predicted model, not a curated record. Lineage: Eukaryota; Metazoa; Chordata; Actinopteri; Characiformes; Acestrorhamphidae. Gene Ontology annotation, biological process: cell-cell signaling; regulation of gene expression; intein-mediated protein splicing. Gene Ontology annotation, molecular function: patched binding; calcium ion binding.
AGGGUGGGGGGGACAGGAGCAGGAGGAGCUGGAGGAGGUGGCGGUGGAGGUGCAGGCUGAGACCCGCCGCACCGUGGAGCUCCGGGCGGCAUGCGGCUCCCCGCGCUACUGGGGCUCCUCGCCUCGUGCGCUUUACUGCUCGCCCCCGCCGCCCAAGCGUGCGGCCCCGGGAGGGGAUACGGAAAGCGGAGGACCCCCAAGAAGCUGACGCCCCUCAGCCUUAAGCAGUUCAGCCCCAACGUGGCCGAGAAGACGCUGGGGGCCAGCGGUAGGGUGGAGGGCAAGAUCACCAGAAACUCGGAGCGCUUUAAGGAGCUCACCCCCAACUACAACCCCGACAUCAUCUUCAAGGAUGAGGAGAACACGGGCGCGGACAGGCUCAUGACGCAGCGCUGUAAGGACAAGCUGAACUCCCUGGCUAUCUCCGUCAUGAACAUGUGGCCAGGCGUGAAGCUGAGAGUCACUGAGGGCUGGGAUGAAGAUGGAAAUCACUUUGAUGACUCUCUGCACUAUGAAGGCAGAGCGGUGGACAUCACCACCUCUGACCGCGACCGUAACAAGUACGGCAUGCUGGCCCGGCUGGCGGUGGAGGCCGGUUUCGACUGGGUCUACUAUGAGUCCAAAGCACACGUUCAUUGCAGCGUGAAGUCAGAACACUCUGUGGCUGCGAAGACAGGCGGCUGCUUCCCCGGAGGCGCUCUGGUCACUCUGGAGGACGGGAGCAGGAAGGCCAUGCGUGAACUGCAGCCCGGAGAGCGAGUGCUGGCCUCGGUCCAGAGCGACGGCAGUGGUCAGCUCCUCUACAGCGAGGUCAUCGCUUUCCUGGACCGCAGCCCUGUGGCCCGGCAGCAGUUUUGCACGGUAGAGACGGACUCUGGGGCCACGCUGAGCCUGACCGCCACACACCUGUUGUUUGUGGCUGAAGGAAACUGCUCGGGGCCCGCAGCUGCCGGCCGGCUCAGGACUGUGUUUGCCAGCCAGGUGCGGCCGGGCCAGUGCGUGGUUUCGACACUGGGGGCGGGUCUAGAAGGGCACCUGUCCCGGGUCAGCAGGGUGAAGAUGCGGGAGGACAUGGGAGUGUUUGCUCCGCUGACCAGCCACGGCACAGUGGUGGUUAAUGACAUUGUCUCCUCCUGUUACGCGGCCACAGACCAGUUCCGUCUGGCUCACUGGGCUUUCGGGCCGCUCAGAGCUCUCCAUAGCUGGGGAGGGCCGAUGGGCCACCAGGUUGAGGGAGUGCACUGGUACUCCUCACUGCUGCACUGGGUGGGGAGCAAAGUUCUUGACCCGAAGCACUUCCACCCAUGGGGCAUGAUGGGUAUGGACCGAUGAGAGAAAGAGGACAGUGCAUGUUGGAAGCAAAAAAAGAGACUAGAAAGAAUCCACAGCAUGGAAUGGAGAACAGUAUGAGAACAAUAAAAAAAUAAGCGAUAAAAGAAGGUAGAGUAAUGGUUCUAAAACAAGAAGAAGAAGAAGAAGAAGAAGGAGAAGAAGGAGAAGAAGUUCUGAAAUGAAGGACAGAGUAUCUUCUCACUCAACAAGACUAUAUUUCCUUUAAAGACUUGAAGGAAGCAGUAAUUUUGUCGUUUUUUCCUCCCUUGGAGAAUGGUGUUAAUGGACGCCAACGUCAAAAAUUCAAAAACCCAUCUGUAACAAAAUUCAAUGCAACACUAUUUAAUGGAAAAAUGGGUUUCUUUUACUGCCUACACACUGGAACAUAAUCGUUAAACACUCACAAACUCACAAACACGCACACACAUUCAUUUACAUGCACCUAGGCCUGUCACGAUAAUUACAUUAUCAAUUGAUCAUACAAUAAUAAAUGGACACAAGAAGUCUAGCUGACCUCAAUAUUGCCUAUUUUUUUUUAUUUACAUAUUUGUUUACAUAUUUUAUCGAGUUGUGCACCAUCUAACAUGUAGAAAAAACAUGCAGCGCUUAAAAUUUAAUGCUCUUUAAGAAUCACCAUUAUAUCAAUGGCAAAACAUUGGCUUAAACUGAAAAUACCAGAGAGUAUAGUAGAAAAAAUAGUUAUCGUGACAGACCUACAGUACAUGCAUCACACAACAUUUUUCUAGUGAAUGAGGUAAUGCAGCAGGUUUAAACUGCUCAGGUAAGCAGUGACUCAGCCUUAGCCUGUCUGAUACUGUAGGUGUUCGAGUAGGAUGAAGUUUAUGGUUAUAUGGAGAGGAAGGAUGGCAGGAAUGGGGCACUCACAUACACACAGACAAAUUAUUUCUGAAGAAAAGCUCUGUUAUCUUUGGAUAAGGCAUUUUAACCAUCAGAGUCAGAAAUCAGAAAAAUCCUGUUCUCAGCAGUCAACCGUUCCAUAUGUUAUUUGUUACGUACUGUUCUUACUCUCAUUUAGUCUCUCAGAUUCUCAGUUCAGAUUUAAUCUUGGACCCAUUGAUGCUGUCAACGUUUCACGUUUCUUGCUGAAAAAGUUCUCUCUGUAACUUCAUUAAGUAUUUAAUGUUCAUGGUCAUGUUGUACACUGUAUUUCUACAUAUAGCAUACACAAGGGGGUAAAACACACGCCAGUACACACAGUACUUUAUUAGAGUUAUUUAAUGAAAAUACUGAAAUAUAUGAUGUUAUUCACUUAGUAAAACCAUUACUUCAGUGAACAGCCUUAUGUUAUGCCAUACAGUCUGUAUUCCCGAUGUAUGCUUUAUGGAUUAAUACUCCAUAUACAAUCUGACUUGCUGUAUUUACCUUUUUAUUUUGUGGCAUUAUUCACUUUUUACCAGAAAGAUGUCAGAAAUUAUAUAAUAAAAUUAUUUAAAGAUCUAUUUUUCAAAAUUAAACAAUAUGGAAAUA